Molecule: messenger RNA, 676 nt
Organism: Phalaenopsis equestris
Lineage: Eukaryota; Viridiplantae; Streptophyta; Magnoliopsida; Asparagales; Orchidaceae
Product: UPF0481 protein At3g47200-like
Exons: 1
Source: RefSeq, a predicted model, not a curated record
UACCAUGGCCACGAACAAUAAUUACUCUUCUGUAAGCAUAGAGAGGGAGACAAGCUGGGUGCUUGACAUGGAGAAGAAACUAGCACGCAACAAUCCAGCUGAGCUCUCCGACGAAGAGACUCAAUGGAAGAAACCAUCUAUAUUCAGAUUGCCAGAUUUCGUGAGGAUGAUGAUGCCAGAUGUGUUCACGCCAAAAGUUGUCGCAAUCGGUCCCUACCAUCAUGGCAAAAAUCAUCUUCAACCAAUAGAGUUUCACAAGGAAAGGGCUCUCCACCACUUCCUGAAGAGGAGUCUCAAGUCUCUGGAAGUUUAUGUGAGAGAAAUUAAGACUGUAGUAAAGGAGCUGCAGGGCUCGUACGUUGGGCUUGAGGAGGAAUGGAGGGAUCAAGAUAAUUUCAUAAAGCUUAUGAUAGUUGAUGGCUGCUUCAUGCUGGAAGUAAUGAGGCUCGAUUCGGAGCAUUGUAAACAUUAUGCCCCUAGCGAUCCUUUCUUUGGUCUGCAUGCGUUGCAGCACAAGAUUCCUUACAUGAGGAGGGACAUGUUGAUUCUGGAGAACCAACUGCCUAUAUUGGCAUUCAAGAAGCUGGUCUCUGUUGAAAAAAACGUAGAUGAAAAUGUAAUUAUUAGUUAUCCACACAGCGCGUUUAUAUAUUUAUGUCUGUUGGCGGGGUUUACU